AUGAUGGUGGUCAAGACGGAUAAGAAGAAAGAAACCGAUGUCCGUCUUGAUGCAGAGAUGCUGGAAGUCUGUAAACAACGCUACAUGGCCGUAAGUGCUUUAGACAUGUCUUUAGUUACUUUAAUUUCUUUUUAUAAAUAAAGGGUCAUUUUUAACUGCCAAAUUUCAUUAAAUUUUAAUUUUUUAGCUUUGCACUUUUCAGUUUAAAACUUUCGAAAAUCUAAAAUCUUUGACAAUUUGCAUUUGCAAAAUCAAUAUAAAAAUGUCAAGUAUACACAGACGCAAUAAAAAAGGUUUUAGGAGCUGAAUUGGGCUAAAAAGAACACUUUACCAAUGUUCAAGUUGAUCACGGUAGACGAGAAGAACAGGAACUGGUCUUUUUUGUUCACCCCAGUAAGAUUUACAGACAAAAAUUUGUGAUUACCUUUUAAACCUUUGAUGUCACACGUUAUGACAUACCAAAUGGUAUCUCAAUAUCGUGAUCUCGCUUGAGUAUUAACCUUCAACAAUAUAGGACCAACCUCCGUACAACAAUGGUGGCUUCCGUUUGUCAGUUCUACUCCCUGUAAACUACCCAUUCAAGCCUCCUUCGGUCAAUUUUUUGACCAAGAUCAUGCAUCCGUGUGUUGAUGAAGCCGGCAAUGUCAGUAUUCCUGGCUUCAAAUCCGAGGAAUGGAAGCCAACUUUGAGGAUUCGGGAUGGUAAGUUAUAUCUAUUUUUUUUUAAACACUCUUACUAACAUUUUGAACUAUUUUCAUCUUUUGUAUGAAAAUACAGCUGUAUGUAUUAUGCCAGAUAAUUUAAACCCAGGAUCUUUAUAAUAGGCUAAAGUAAUAUGAAGUGUUGUAACAGCUGCAUUUUAAGUUCAAAAGACAAAUUACAGGUACCAGAAGACUAUAAUGAUCAUUCUUUUCAGUUCUCCUCCGCACAGCUCAGCUAAUACUGGACCUGGAAGCAAAUCGACCGCUCAGAAACGACUUGGCUGAACUUCUCAACUCAAACCCAGCAUUAUUUACCCAAAAGGCUGAUGAAUAUACCAAGAAAUUCGCGGAAAAACGUUGA
Molecule: messenger RNA, 1062 nt
Organism: Bursaphelenchus okinawaensis
Lineage: Eukaryota; Metazoa; Nematoda; Chromadorea; Rhabditida; Aphelenchoididae
Source: the annotation of a GenBank genome assembly